Messenger RNA from Trichobilharzia szidati, 1100 nucleotides. Lineage: Eukaryota; Metazoa; Platyhelminthes; Trematoda; Strigeidida; Schistosomatidae. The record is from the annotation of a GenBank genome assembly.
GUUUAUUUUUCUGCGCACCAGCUUGAAUUUCAGUUGGUUCUGAGAUGGAUUAUGCAGAGACUGAGAGUAUCGCUCUGAAGCGUUUAGCAGAAGAACGGAAGGCUUGGAGAAAAGACCACCCAUUCGGAUUCGUGGCUAAACCAAAUAAAAAUCCCGAUGGCUCGUUUGAUUUAAUGAAUUGGAGUUGUAGUAUUCCCGGGAAAAAGGGAACACUCUGGGAAGGAGGAUUGUACAAUCUGAAGAUGUUCUUCAAGCCAGACUAUCCAACAACACCUCCCAAGUGCAGGUUCGAGCCGCCUAUAUUCCACCCUAAUAUUUUCCCAUCUGGCACAGUGUGCCUAUCCCUGUUGGACGAGGAGAAACACUGGAGACCAGCCGUUACAAUAAAACAGAUCCUCAUAGGAAUCCAGGACUUGCUAGACCAUCCAAAUCCAAAAGAUCCUGCCCAAGCUGAUGCAUACACUUUGUUCAUACAGAACAGGAAGGAAUAUGAUGCUCGAAUAAGGAAGCAGGCUGAGGCUUGUCGCAAUCCAAAUUUAUGAUUGUCAAAGAGACAGCUUCUUUUCUAUCUCAAUUUUGAAGUGUAUAUACAAUUUUAAUCCUUAUCCAUGGACGUACAUAAUAUCUCAUAUAAGAGUACAUCAUCUAGAUUUUUUCCCAUAUAUGCUAAGAGUCAAGAUACAGCUGAAGCAAUCGGAAUCCACCAGAAGAAACCAAGCCUAUGUGUACAGAAGAAAUUUGUAUAGCCACUUUCCUUACCGUGGCCAUCGUUACAAAACAGGACUAUGUCGCCCCCCUCCCCCUAAACCUAUUAAAUUAUAAUUGCCCAAAUUAUUUUUAUUUUGACCACUUCAUCUUUAAUUAUGUGUUAUUCUUGUAAAAUUAAUUUAUUCUAUCCAUUUCUACCUUUUAAAUUUGUAUUGAUUUUCUUCGUUAAUUAUCAACCCAUUGACAUUUUGACACUGACUAAUUAUUGUUAACAAACAUAUCACCACUUGUUUGGUAAAUUGUUGUGUAUUGUAAAAAAUGCUAUAUAUAUUAGAGUAGAGCCAGAGAUGAGGAUCUAAUUGAAAAGUAAAUAUUUCUUCGCUCAAUCUUUC